CAGUGUUGUUGUGGCUCAGCUGAUUUCUGCUCUGCUUCUUUUCUCCAAACACAACAACACGUUUCUCUGCCGGUUACCGGUUACCGGUUAACGGACUCACCAUGAACGUGACGCUGGCGGUGAAGCAGUAUGUGUCUAAGAUGAUAGAGAGCAGCGGGCCCGGUAUGAAGGUGCUGCUGAUGGACCGGGACACGACCAGUAUAGUCAGUGUGGUGUACACUCAGUCAGAGAUCCUACAGAAGGAAGUGUACCUGUUCGAACGCAUCGACUCUCAGAACAGAGACAACAUGAAACACCUGAAGGCCAUCUGCUUCCUGCGGCCCACCAAGGAGAACGUGGAGCAUCUGAUCCAGGAGCUGAGGAGACCAAAGUACAGCGUUUACUUCAUCUACUUCAGUAAUGUGAUCAGUAAGAGUGAGAUCAAAGCUCUGGCUGAGGCUGAUGAACAGGAAGUCGUGGCUGAGAUUCAGGAGUUUUAUGGAGACUUCAUCGCUGUGAAUCCUCACCUGUUCUCUCUCAACCUGCAGGGAGUCGCUCGGGGGCGGAGCUGGGAGUCCUCCAUGCUCUCUCGCUGUACUCAGGGUUUGACCUCCGUGCUUCUCGCUCUGAAGAAGUGUCCGAUGAUCCGUUACCAGCUGUCCUCCGACAUGUCCAAACGCCUCGCCGAGAGCGUCAAGCAAAUCAUCACCAAAGAGUACGAGCUGUUCGACUUCAGGAAGACUGAAGUUCCUCCUCUGCUGCUCAUCCUCGACCGCAGCGACGACUCCAUCACACCUCUGCUCAACCAGUGGACGUACCAGGCAAUGGUCCACGAGCUUCUGGGUCUCAACAACAACCGGAUCGACCUGUCCAGAGUUCCAGGGAUCAGUAAAGAUCUAAAGGAAGUAGUUCUGUCUGCCGAGAACGACGAGUUCUACGCUAACAACUUGUACCUGAACUUCGGGGAGAUCGGCACCAACAUAAAGAACCUGAUGGAGGAUUUCCAGAAGAAGAAACCUAAAGAUCAACAGAAGCUGGAGUCCAUCACAGACAUGAAGGCGUUCGUGGAUAACUACCCUCAGUUUAAGAAGAUGUCGGGCACCGUGUCCAAACACGUGACGGUGGUGGGAGAACUUUCCCGCCUGGUGUCGGAGCGUCAGCUGAUGGAAGUAUCGGAGGCGGAGCAAGAGUUAGCGUGUCAGAACGACCACUCCAACGCCAUGCAGAGCGUGCGUCGCCUGCUGCAGAACCCUCGGCUCUCAGAGUUGGACGCGGUGCGGCUCGUCAUGCUCUACGCUCUGCGGUACGAGCGCCACAGCAGCAGCAUCCUGCCCGCUCUGAUGGAGGAGCUGAGCCGCCGCGGCGUUUCUGAACGCCACCGCAGGAUGGUUCAGUGUGUGGUGGAGUACGGAGGGAAGCGAGUCAGAGGAAGUGACCUCAUCACGCCGACAGACGCCGUCGCCAUCACGAAACAGUUCUUCAAGGGCCUCAAGGGUGUGGAGAACGUGUACACUCAGCAUCAGCCUCUGCUUCAUGACACUCUGGAUCAGCUGAUCAAAGGGAGACUGAAGGACAGUCAGUUCCCGUACCUGGGAGCCAGCAGCCUCCGAGACAGGCCUCAGGAUAUCAUCGUGUUUAUGAUCGGUGGAGCCAUGUAUGAAGAAGCUCUGACUGUUUACAACCUGAACCGCAGCACACCUGGAGUCCGUAUCGUACUGGGAGGAAGUAACAUCCACAACACUAAGAGUUUCCUGGAGGAAGUGAUGUCAUCGUCGAGUCACCUCACCGACAGAGCGCAGGGAGGCGGUCGCCAUGGCAGCAGGCGCUGAGCAACCAACACAGAAACACUCCUGAACAGCAUCAUUCCCGCUCUGUGUCUCUCUGUGUCCGGUCCAUCAGAGCAGAGAUCAGACCCUGCUGAACUCGCUUCUUUUAUUUAAGAUGUUUAACGUUUGUGUUGAAUCCUGAUGAACAUGUAAGAAUGUAAAAUACACAAAUAUGUUUGUUUUUCUCCUAAAUUCCUCUCUCUCUCUCUCUGCGUGUCUCUCUCGUUGAUAAGUGUUCUCAUUUUUAUUUUGUGCAUUAAGAGAAAAACUUGCAACACUGGAAAUUCAAAAUAAACCCUAAAAGUAA
Molecule: messenger RNA, 2112 nt
Organism: Scomber scombrus (Atlantic mackerel)
Lineage: Eukaryota; Metazoa; Chordata; Actinopteri; Scombriformes; Scombridae
Gene: vps45
Product: vacuolar protein sorting 45 homolog
Exons: 15
Coding region: 102-1808 (568 amino acids)
Biological process (GO): intracellular protein transport; vesicle-mediated transport
Cellular component (GO): Golgi membrane
Source: RefSeq, a predicted model, not a curated record